This is a messenger RNA of Penicillium samsonianum, 2994 nucleotides long. Its product is annotated as ankyrin repeat domain-containing protein. NCBI's taxonomy places the organism in Eukaryota, Fungi, Ascomycota, Eurotiomycetes, Eurotiales, Aspergillaceae. The coding region runs from base 1 to 2994 and encodes 997 amino acids. The transcript has 4 exons. Gene Ontology annotation, molecular function: protein binding. The record is from RefSeq and is a predicted model, not a curated record.
AUGAGUUUCGGAUUUAGCCUUGGGGACUUUGUUUCCGUUAUUACUUUGGCUAAUAAGCUCCGAAGAGACUUUGUUGGUGCUCCAAGCCAAUUCAACAGUAUUUCUAGAGAGGUCAGAGGGCUGACAAUUAUCCUCCAAGACAUCGAUGUUCAACUACCGGGUUACGAUAUCGAUGAUCGCCAACGCAAACAACUGGGAGAAAUCAGUCACAGCUGUGGGACCCUGUUGAACGAGCUUCAAGAUGCCAUUGCGAAAUAUAAAGUCGUGGAAUAUUGCGGUACAUCGAUUCACAAGAAAGCUAGAAGUAUUUGGAAGAGGAUCGCAUGGGAGCCUAAAGACAUAGGCGAGCUUCGUGAUCGGUUAUUAUCUAAUGUGACAUUGCUCCAGUCAUUUUUGAGUGCUAUAUCAAGUCAAACGAUUGCUGCGACAAAACAAACACUAGAACACCUCAACCAGCGACAAGAAAACAGUGAACAAUCUUGCAUUCUCGACUGGCUGUCUGCCGUUGAUUAUACUUUGCAGCAGAGCGACCUCCUCGGUCGACGACAAGAAGGAACUGGAGAAUGGCUGCUCGCUUCGGAAGAAUAUAAACACUGGCUUCGCACACCACAAGCCACCUUGUUUUGCCCUGGAAUUCCGGGUGCGGGAAAGACCAUCUGUUCUGCUAUCCUUGUCGAUGAUUUGAUUACACGCUUUGAGGAUAAGCCAGAUGUCGGCAUAGCCUACAUUUAUUGCAACUUUAAUCGACAAGAUGAACAGAAAGCUCAAGACCUGCUUUCAAGUCUAUUGAAGCAAUUAAGUCAAAAGAGAGCAUCUGUUCCAGAUGCAGUCAAUGACCUCUACAAGCGCUACAAAACUGCAUCGACGCGUCCGCGAUUCGAUGAGAUAUCGAAAGCUCUUCGAUCCGUCGUUUCCACGUAUUCCGAUGUGUUCAUUGUCGUUGAUGCCCUCGAUGAAUGCGAAUCUACUUGCCUUAGCAGGGUUUUGGGCGAGAUCAUGAAAAUCCAUGCCAGUGGUGGAGUAAAUGUCUUCGCCACAUCGAGACCUAUGGAGAUAAAUAAUUUGUUCAAAAGGGGUGCCGUUUUGGAGAUCCAGGCUCACGAAGACGACGUCAGACGAUUUCUUGAUGGUAACAUGUUCCGGCUCCCGGGAUUUGUGAGCCGAAAUGCUGCAUUGCAAGAGGAGAUUAUGACUGUAAUCUCAUGCCAUGUACAGGGAAUGUUCCUCCUUGCGCAGCUUUAUUUCGAGUCAUUGAUCGGCAGAAGGUCAGCUAAAUCUACUCGAACCGCUCUGAAAGAGCUCUCGAAGGGGUUUAAUGACUAUGCAUACGACAAAGCUUAUGACAACGCAAUGAGCCGCAUUCGAGGGCAGCUAGGAGAGCAGACGGACUUGGCGAUGCAAACUCUGUCCUGGCUCGCAUGCGCAAGAAGACCGCUCACUUCAUUGGAGCUCCAGCAUGCCCUUGCAAUAGAGGAAGGAGAAUCUAGCAUUGAUGAGGAGAACAUGCCAGAGAUCGAAGACAUCCUUACCGUGUGUGCUGGUCUUGUUACCGUCGAAAAUGCAAGCGGAAUAAUUCGACUGGUUCAUUAUACAACGCAAGAAUACCUUGAGCGGAAGAAAGAUAUACUCUUUCCCAGUGCCGAAAAUGAAAUCAGCAUGUCAUGUGUCACUUACAUUUCAUUUGAUACAUUUGGAUCUGGAAUUUGUGAAAGCGAUGAAACGUUCGAGGAGCGUUUAGAAUCAUACCCAUUCUAUCCUUAUGCGGUACACCAUUGGGGCGACCAUGUGAGAGCAACCAAGAAUAUGCAUCCUGGUGUGAUAGGUUUCUUGAAAGAACAGCCAAAAGUUGAUGCUUCAGAACAAACAUUUUAUGUUAGGAGGCACUCCAUCCCAAAAGAUUGGAGCCAGAAGUUUCCAAGGAACACGACGGGGCUACAUCUCGCUGCACACCAUGGAAUUGAGGAAGCUGUAUUCUACUUUCUUCAGCAUCAAUACCCCGUGGACAUGUGUUAUAAUGGUGGCUGGACAGCAUUAAAAUGGGCCAUUUCACGAGGUCAUCUGAAUGUCAUUCAGUUACUUCUUUCUCAUGGAGCUGAUCCAACCGGAAAUAGCCAUGACAGCAGCCCACUUUCAUCUGCUGCAACUCGCGGAUAUGACGAUAUUGUCAGGCUUCUUCUUAAGCGGGGAGUUGAUGUUGAUACCCCGUGUGGAUGGAAUAGAAGCGCCUUGAUUGCAGCGUGCGACAGAGGCCGACUAAGCACUGCGGAGAUCCUCCUCAACAGCGGCGCAAAUAUCAAUGCUGAGAGUGAGCUCCUCGGCAGCCCUUUGGAGGCCGCUGCUGUAGGGGGUCACUGGAAACUGGUAACUUUCUUGCUUGAGAAGGGUGCCAAUCCUAAUUCCCAAGGAGACGAGAUCGAAACUGCGUUGCAAGCAGCCUCGGCGAGCGGCAAUGAAGAUGCCGUGCGAAUUUUGCUCAACUACCAGGCGGAUAUCAACCGACAAGGUGGGACAUAUGAAACCCCCCUCAUAGCGGCCUGUAUCAAUGGACAUGAGCAAACAGCAAGAAUACUGCUGGAUAAUGGUGCCAAUCCAAAUUUGGAAAACGGAACAUGCAACAGCGCACUGAGAGCGGCUUCGAUGAACGGGAAUCAGCAAAUAGUGCAAAUGCUCCUCGAUAGUGGUGCCAACAUAAAUGCGGAACACGAGCUUGGCACAGCCCUGAUUGCUGCUGUUGCAAAAGGGCAAUAUCACAUUGCAAAGAUGUUACUCGACAACGGCGCCGAUCUUAAUGGUCGUGGCAGACUACAUGGCACUGCUUUGCAUGCAGCUGCCGCGUUCGGAUUUGUUCAAAUAACGCAGAUGCUACUCGACAGAGGUGCCGACAGCACCAUUCGUGCUGGCGUUUACAAAACGCCACUGCGAGCAGCCAUGAUGGGAGGUCAUCAGGAUGUUGUCGUGCUUCUCAAAAGACAGGAGCAGCACUUAAGGGUUUGA